AUGUUCUCAACUGCUUACAAGUUUGCUAAAAUGAUUGCCCAAGCUGGAUUAUCUUUAGGUGUUGUUGCUUUAAUUGGAUUGUAUACUUAUCAGAAUAACUUGAUUUAUCCAGCCUCAUUGAAUGACGGACAUGGGUAUUGUGCGACUCCAGAUGAAUACAACAUGCCGUAUGAAUUAAUCAAUUUACCUACUGAAGAUGGAGAGUUAUUACAAUGUUAUCUGUUGAAACAAGAUCCCCAUAGCCCCUCGUAUUCUAAUAAGACAAUUUUGAUACUAUCACCUAAUGCUGGAAACAUUGGUCAUGCCUUGCCCAUUGUAUCUAUAUUUUACAAGAAAUUUGGUUAUAAUGUGUUUAUUUACAGUUAUAGAGGCUAUGGCAAAUCAACAGGAAGCCCAUCAGAAAAGGGAUUGAAAAUGGAUGCCGAUAGAGUAAUGCAAUACUUGACAAAGGAAGAUAGUCAGUAUCAACAAUCGUCUAUUAUAUUAUACGGAAGAUCUUUGGGAGGUGCAGUUGCUAUAUACAUUGCUGCUACUAAAACAUCUUCUAUUCAUGCCAUGAUAUUGGAAAACACAUUCUUGUCUAUUAGAAAAACAGUGCCACAUGCUUUUCCAUUGUUAAAGUAUGUGGCUGGAUUUGUACACCAAACCUGGGAUCUGGAGAGUUUAGUACCCUUAAUCUCACCGAAAGUCCCCGUGUUAUUGUUGUCGGCAAGAAAAGAUGAAAUUGUACCUCCACUGCACAUGGAUCGAAUUUACGAGUUGCUCAAAAGUGAAAGCAAGGGAAUGUUUGAAUUUGAGAAUUCGAGUCACAACGACACUGUUGUACAAGAAGGCUACUGGGAUAGAGUACAUUCUUUUAUAAAAAAUAAGGUAAACCCUGUAGGGUUUUAA
Molecule: messenger RNA, 891 nt
Organism: Candida albicans SC5314
Lineage: Eukaryota; Fungi; Ascomycota; Pichiomycetes; Serinales; Debaryomycetaceae
Exons: 1
Coding region: 1-891 (296 amino acids)
Cellular component (GO): membrane
Molecular function (GO): palmitoyl-(protein) hydrolase activity
Source: RefSeq, a predicted model, not a curated record